Messenger RNA from Pan troglodytes (chimpanzee), 291 nucleotides. Its product is annotated as small cysteine and glycine repeat-containing protein 7. Lineage: Eukaryota; Metazoa; Chordata; Mammalia; Primates; Hominidae. The transcript has a single exon. The coding region runs from base 1 to 291 and encodes 96 amino acids. The record is from RefSeq and is a predicted model, not a curated record.
AUGGGUUGCUGUGGUUGUGGAAGUUGUGGUGGCUGCAGUGGUGGCUGUGGUGGCUGCGGUGGUGGCUGCGGUGGUGGCUGUGGUGGUGGCUGUGGCAGCUGCACCACCUGCAGGUACUACCGGGUGGGCUGCUGCUCCAGCUGCUGCCCCUGCUGCCGCGGCUGCUGUGGGGGCUGCUGCAGCACACCCGUGAUCUGUUGCUGCCGCCGCACCUGCAACUCAUGUCGCUAUGGCUGUGGGAAGGGCUGUUGCCAGCAGAAAGGCUGCUGCCAGAAGCAAUGCUGCUGCUAG